CGCAAAGAGUUACGUGAGGCUUUUCUCCACUGGAUACAGGUUAGAAGACAUACUAAAGAAGAAUUAAAACAUUUGGAAAGAAAGCUUGAGCUCGCAAAACGUAGCAUCACGACCGAGACUGUGAUCGGGGCUGCUGUGGGCGGAGCUGUGGGCUCGGCUGCUGUGGUCGUGACUUCUGUGGGCGCGGCUGCUGUGGGCGCGGCUAUUGCCGCACCCUUUACAUUUGGGGCCAGUUUAAUGUUACCUGCUGCAGGGGCCGGAAUUGGCGCUCUGAUAGCGUCGUAUCGUGGCACUGAGGAACAGAAAAAAUUUAGGCUCUCAGAGGUGCAGGUGGCAAUUGAAAAGGAUCGCAAAGCA
Messenger RNA from Porites lobata, 357 nucleotides. The record is from the annotation of a GenBank genome assembly. Lineage: Eukaryota; Metazoa; Cnidaria; Anthozoa; Scleractinia; Poritidae.